Messenger RNA from Protobothrops mucrosquamatus (brown spotted pit viper), 638 nucleotides. RefSeq names its product telomere length regulation protein TEL2 homolog. The record is from RefSeq and is a predicted model, not a curated record. The transcript is spliced from 6 exons. NCBI's taxonomy places the organism in Eukaryota, Metazoa, Chordata, Lepidosauria, Squamata, Viperidae. Gene Ontology annotation, cellular component: cytosol. The annotation marks the transcript as partial. Gene Ontology annotation, biological process: protein stabilization; telomere maintenance via telomerase. Gene Ontology annotation, molecular function: telomeric repeat DNA binding; Hsp90 protein binding.
UUCUGACCGGACCCGAAGAUGCAGAAAAAUACGAAGCCGCCGUGGGUGUUCUGGAAACUCUGAUCCGGAGGGACACAGCCACCGCACAAGAGAUGAGUGUGGAACUGGCAAAAGUCUUGCUCCACUUGGAGGAGAAGAGCUACAUUGAAGGGUUCGUAGGACUUCGACAAGGUGCCUUGGUGGCUGUGACUGUCGCAGACCCCAUCCGAGUGGCCAAUUAUCUAACGUCAGAAUUCUACUCCCUGAAUUACAGUCUACGUCAACGUAUGGACAUCCUGGAUGUGCUGGCUGUGUCUGCCCAGGAACUGUCUCGGCCAGCUUCAUCUCCCUCAAAGCCAAAUGCCAGUCGUCCCAGUAUCCAAAUCAUCUCUCAUGACGCUUCUUCUCCAGACUGGAAGAAAGUGGUGGAUGAGAGGAUCAGAAGCAAGACUCGGAGAUUUGCAAAGGGUCGGUCCCAAGCAGAACAAUUGGGCACCCCUAACCAGUUUACUCCAGUUGCUGGCCAUUUCUUCUUCCCACUUCUUCGGAACUUUGACAGGCCUCUGACCACCUUUGACCUUUUGGGGGACGAUCACCUGGUGCUAGGUCGACUGGUGCACACGCUGGCGAUUCUCAUGUAUUUUGCUGUCAAUGCUGCG